ACUCUUCGCUGUUCAACGACACAAACAAACUCAUAAUCUCACGAGAGAUCACUCCCUCUCCUCUCUCCACCCACUCUCUCUCUCUCCACCCACUUUCUCUCUCUAAAACCCAUCACACCGUUCACCAUUGUCGCCCUUCACACCUCUCACUGGCACCCAGCUCAUACUUUCUCUCAUUCAUUUCUGAGCACUACAGCAGCAGAGCAGUUAGUGUGCCAAGAUAGAUAGCAGAGGGGAGAGACUGAGGACGACGGCCUCCCCAUGGCGGAUCCGACCAAGCACCUCCCCCUCGGCGGCGGAGGCCCCUUCCUGUCCGAGCUCAAGACCCUCCUCGGCGCCUCCAGGAGGACCGCCGCCUUCGCCUAUGGCUUCAUGUUCGCCUUCGUCGCCCUCACCGUCUUCCUCCUCUUCAACCCUUCCCCCAACUCCUCCUCCCCUUGGCUCUCCGGCGUCUUCACCUCCGCUUCCACCGCCGACUCUUACAGAUCCCACUUCUCCUCCCUCUUCUCCUACUUCUUCCCCAACUCCUCCUCCUCCUCCUCUCCCCCGUUGCCUCUUGCUCCCAACUUCUUCCCUCCUCCUCCUCGUCCUUCUCCGCCGGACUCUCCACCUAGAUCAGCCAACGCCACCGUGUCUCAGCCGCCCCCUGUGAAGAAUCAUAUAGAGGUCCCUGAUAUUUCCACUGUUUCCCUUACAAAUGAGACUUCAAAUUCGAACAGCUCCACCCAAGUUUCUCCGAAUAGUGCAAGUAAACCUCGAGCUGCAAAUCGAACUCCGGCGAAUCAGACACGGAGCUCGCCCGGUCCUUCUUCCAGUCCGACUCCUCCUGCGAAGAAGAAUGACACCGCAAAAGCUGUUAAAAGCGGCCCUGCCGACAAGGUGAUUGCGUCGAAUUACACGGCUUCGCUGUCGAAGAGAGAUAGCAACAGUAAUAAGACUGUCCCGGUUCCUGCCCCUGUUCCGGCAGCUCCGCAGGGGAAGGGAACUGAUCGGUUGGAGCCGCUGGAGAAGUGCGACUUCUUCGAUGGGCAGUGGGUGAUGGACGAUUCCUAUCCGCUCUAUAAGCCCGGGUCAUGUUCUCUGAUCGAUGAGCAGUUCAACUGUGUGCUCAACGGGAGACCUGAUAGAGACUAUCAUAAGUUCAGAUGGAAGCCUAAGGGCUGCGAUCUCCCAAGAUUGGAUGGAAGUCGCAUGCUCGAAAUGUUAAGAGGGAAGCGGCUCGUUUUUGUUGGGGAUUCAUUGAAUCGGAAUAUGUGGGAGUCCCUAGUUUGCAUACUGAGAAAUUCGGCGAAGGAUCGGAAAAACGUCUAUGAAGCCAAUGGAAGGCAGCACUUCCGUGGUGAAGCUUCCUACUCUUUUAUAUUUAAGGAUUAUAAUUGCACAGUGGAGUUCUUUGUUUCGCCAUUCUUAGUUCGGGAAUGGGAAAUGCCAGACAAAAAUGGAACGAAGAAGGACACUCUCAGGCUUGAUCUAGUCGGGAGGUCAUGCGAUCAAUACAAAGGUGCUGAUGUUAUUGUAUUCAACACUGGGCAUUGGUGGACUCACGAGAAAACUUCCAAAGGGAAAGAUUAUUAUCAAGAAGGCAGCCACGUCUAUAGUGAGCUGAACGUUUUGGAAGCAUUUCGGAAAGCUCUAACGACAUGGGCUAGAUGGGUCGAUGCCAAUGUUAAUCCAAUGAAGUCUCUUGUGUUCUUCAGAGGAUAUUCUGCCUCCCAUUUUAGUGGUGGGCAGUGGAACUCGGGUGGCCAAUGCGACAGCGAGACCCAACCCAUCAAGAACGACACUUACCUGCGGGAGUACCCGCCAAAGAUGACUGUAUUGGAGUCAGUGUUGAAAGGGAUGAAGACCCAUGUAACGUACCUGAACAUCACACUAAUGACCGACUAUCGGAAGGAUGGCCACCCUUCCAUUUACCGGAAGCGGCACCUGACGGAUGCAGAGAGGAGAUCUCCGCUAAUGUUUCAAGACUGCAGCCACUGGUGCCUCCCUGGAGUGCCCGAUGCGUGGAACGAGAUCCUCUAUGCCGAGCUGUUGGUAAAGUUGAACCAGAAGGAUCAACAACAGCAACAGCAGAAGAGACCAUAGUAAGCCCGCCGUGCACAUAACAUUAAAUAGAGGUGAUAGUGAAAAAAAAAAAAAUCUUUUUCUCCCUUUCAAGUAAAUUUGAGCCAAAAAGAAGCAUUAUUUUGUACCUAUAUCAUCCCAUACAUAAUUUUUUUUUCCUCCUUCCUCUGCUCAGUUUUUGGCAUUACAGAUGCAGGAAUCAAGUAUUGUUUGGAAGGGUAUCAUGUAGGAGAAAAUGCAUAUUGUAGAGAGAUUUUUGUAUCCAAUAUAUAUUUCCUCCAUCAUUAUAAUUACUCGACGAGGAAGAAACAAUAUAAUUUUUAUUAUACGCA
Punica granatum (pomegranate) is the source of this 2396-nucleotide messenger RNA. The record is from RefSeq and is a predicted model, not a curated record. NCBI's taxonomy places the organism in Eukaryota, Viridiplantae, Streptophyta, Magnoliopsida, Myrtales, Lythraceae.